AUGUCUAUAGUGGCGUCCAAAGUAGACGACUUCAGGUUGGAGCAGUAUACUCAUGAAUAUCACCUGUCUCUUGUACUUGGUUUCCAAGUUCCAUCUUCAUCUUCGUAUGUCCAUGAUGCCCCGCCUGUUGUACUUGCCCUUUGUCAUAUGAGCCCGAUAUGGAACCUCGUUGUUAACUACCAGUGUUAUAUGUAUGUCAUACAGCUGACAUCUUUUUUGGCCAGUGAUAUCCCUCCCAAGUCUAUUAUGUUGGAUGACACGGUUCUUGACCAAAAUGUGGAUCAGAUGACUUUAAAGCCCGAAUCACCCAUUUCUCUUCUAUGGUUUGGGCUGAAUGCUUUCUCUAUUGAUCAAAUUAUGGACAUAUCUUGUCAUGUGAUUUGCUCUGCACAUGUUGGUUCUUCUAGAUCCACAACAAUUGGGCCCCCAGGAAGUGUCUCUUCUAGUCGAAAACGUAGGCAUGUCAUUUCGUUUGAUAAGUUUGAACUGUUUCUCCAUGAGAUUUCCCAUGUAGUCCCUCGCUGUGUUUCUGCUUCGUCUUUUGGCCGCGUUGCCCCCAGACCGGAUGCUCAUGCUGAAAAAAUUAUCUCCGCCGCACUCGGGCGAGUUCUCAAGUUUUUUGCUGAGUUUCUAAACUUGCGAUACCGAUUUCUAGCUGCGGAGGUAAAUUUGCAUGUUGCCGAAGGUAUGAAUCUUGCAAGCGAGGAAAUGUUGGUGAAAGCCAGAGAGAUGUUUGCUGACCUGUCGAUAUGUAACCGGGAUGCUGUGGCCAAGGUAGCUUCGCUAGAUAAUCAGGGAAUGCUUGGGAAGAGAUCUUGA
Messenger RNA from Lactuca saligna, 819 nucleotides. The record is from the annotation of a GenBank genome assembly. NCBI's taxonomy places the organism in Eukaryota, Viridiplantae, Streptophyta, Magnoliopsida, Asterales, Asteraceae.